ACCAGCAUCAGCAUGUUUUGUAUGAAUUGUUUUCAAUAGGUUGUACAUGAAUUGUAACGUGCUAAUUUUACUGUCUUACUUGAAAAAAGUAAUUUUAAUAAACUGGCAAAAUGUCGGACGAUCUUCAGACUCUGGUGGCUAUGGGAUUUCCGGAGAACAGAGCGCAAAAGGCUCUUUCUAAAACUGGGUACAAAGGUGUUCAGUUAGCCAUGGAUUGGAUGUUUGCCCAUGAAGAUGAUCCUGAUAUUGAUGGGGCCGUUGCUCCUUCAGAAGGUCAUGUGUUAGGCAAGCCUGAAGAUCCACCAGCUGACCCAGUGAAGAAUGACAGCGAGACAACGUUGGCAUCGGGGGAUGGAGAGGUUGUUGGUGAAGGGGAAGCAACUGCAAAUCUGCAGGCCAAAUCAUUAAAAUGUGACGAGUGUGGUAAACUUCUUAAAACCGAGGAGGAAGUGCAGCUUCAUGCGGCGAGAACACAACAUGCAAGCUUUUCAGAAACCACAGAAGAAAUCAAACCCCUGACAGAAGAAGAAAGGGCUCAAAAAAAGAUUUUAUUAGAAGAAAAACUGAAACAGAGGAGAAAGGAGAAGAUGGAAGAAGAACGGUUGGAGAAGAUUGAACGAGAGAAAGAACGGCGGACAUUUAAUAAAGACUUAGGAAAAACAAAACAAAAAAUGGAAGAGCAAGAAUUAAAAAAGAUUGCUGAGCAGAAAAAACGUGAGAAACUAGAGGAAAAGAAAGCAAGACAAAGAGUGAAAGAGCAGAUUGAGAGAGACAAGUUGGAGCGGGCUGUUAUGUUUGGUAAAAGCAGUACCAGUACUACUCCACAACAAACCAGUCAGCUUCCACAGGUCACAUCCCCAACCAGUCAAACUGCAGCAUCUGCCGAAACAUCAAAAACAUAUGACCAGUGCAAACUUCAGAUUCGCCUUACCAAUGGGCAGGCUCUAACCCACCCAUUCCAACCCAAGGAAUGUUUGGCAGCUGUUAGAUUGUAUGUAGAGAUGAACAGAACAGAUGACCACACACCAUUCUCGCUUAUGACUUCGUUUCCAAGGAAGGUUUUUACAGACGAAGAUAUGGAAAAACCUUUAGAUCAACUAGGUCUAUGUCCUUCAUCGGUGUUGAUGGUAACAAAGUUAAAAUAACAGAUUAUGAUUUCUAUUUUACAAAUAUUAAUGUUGUAAAAUUGCUUGAAACUAAAUUACAUUAUGUCCAUGUAACUUUUAGCUCUCCUGUUCAAAACCACCGAAAAUGUUAUACCUCUAUCCUUGUUUAGUGGUUGUGGCCAUUCGCUUUUAAAUAGCCAUUUACAAUUGUUAUUUUAAUUUUAAUUUUAAAAAAUGAGGUUUUCUUUGUAUCAAAGGUACAGCCGAGAAGUCAUAGGUUAAAUAACCAGCAAACUCUGAGUAACUAAAUAAUUUCUCAAAGUAUGAUUCACUUAAAGUUACUAAGUAAUGUUUGAUUAAAAAAUAAUAAAAGGAGAAUGUACAUGUGUUUCCAAUUGAGCAUUAAUUAAAAAUAUAUUUAUUACCCCAUUGGGCACUCAAACCGAUUUGGUGCGUACAAACCAAUGACUUUGUGGGUAUUAAAUAUGAUGUCAUCGUGAUUUAGCAGGCAGAUAAAUGAUGUCAUAAACUUUAAAGAGCAUGCAUUUACGCCUCUCCAUUUUUAGUGAUAAAUUUGUUAUAAAAUUUUAUUUUAAUUAAAUUAAUUAGAUUUUUUUUUUAAUUAUUUGUGAACGUGAAUAAAAUAGUUAUAGCAGCACCCAGAACAGUAUGUAACGUGGUUUACAUUGUUUCUAUAUACAUUAUACAUGUAUGAAUAUAAAAAAUAAAAGGUAAAAUAUAGCUGAUCUAAAGCUCAUGAAAAUUAUUUCAGAGGACGUAAAUUUGAUAACUGGUAACUUGUUGAUUAUCCUCUAUUUAUCAUAUGCUAUGAUGGCAUAUUCAUAAAAAUCAGUUUACACCCCUUCCAAUAGUAUGUACAUACCUUUUAGUGCGAUAUUACACUGUAUGUAGAAAGAAUCCAGCAAGUGACUUAAGACUUUUUAUUUUUUUUAUUUUGGUAGUCCAAACAGAUUUCUUACAUUUGUACAUACAAAUUUAUUAAUGUUCGAAUAACAAAUGUUUAUCAAUAAACUUGUUUUCAUACAA
Messenger RNA from Gigantopelta aegis, 2153 nucleotides. RefSeq names its product UBX domain-containing protein 1-like. The transcript is spliced from 11 exons. The coding region runs from base 111 to 1145 and encodes 344 amino acids. The record is from RefSeq and is a predicted model, not a curated record. Gene Ontology annotation, molecular function: protein binding. NCBI's taxonomy places the organism in Eukaryota, Metazoa, Mollusca, Gastropoda, Neomphalida, Peltospiridae.